AUGAAGAUCUCAUCUUGUGGUAUCCAUGGCUUUCAUGAGACAGUAGGCAUUGAUAGCGAUGUCCUACUCUUUCACUGGAAACUUGAGAGCGACCUUGAAGGCGAGAAGCAAGAUGCCUAUCAAGUCAUCGUACGCAAGGGAUCUAGUUCUGGAGAAGUCCUCUGGGAUUCGGGACGUUGCGAUGGGCCACAGCAGAGAAAUAUUCGAUGCGAACCUCAAGAAAAGCCCCUUUAUCUCCGCAAAACUAUCACGCUCGAACGAAAACCCACGAGAGCUGUUGCAUUUGUCUGUGGACUUGGACAUCAUCAGUUUAGAGUGAAUGGACAAGCGGCUUCGGAGCAUGUUCUUGAUCCAGGAUGGACGGAUUAUCAUACGACUGUUCAAUACGUUGCUCAUGAUGUUACGGAGCGACUUUCGGUUGGAGAGAAUGUGCUUGGGGCGCAUAUUGGAAAUGGUUUCUCUGCCGGUGAUCAAGGGGACCGCUUCUUCUGGCCAAAGUAUGAAGAUAAUACUUAUGUCCGGUAUGGAAAUGAGCUUUGCUUCUUCGCUGAAUUGCAUCUUUUCUACGAAGAUGGAUCUCAUGUUGUUGAGAUUUCGGACGACAAAUGGAGGGUCGCCCCAAGUGCAACACUGUUAGCAAAUAUUUAUGCAUCCGAAACUCAUGAUCGCCGCUUAUACCCAAUAGGCUGGGAUGCGCCAGGCUUUGAUGAUAGCGCUCUAAAGUAUCAAAGUCAACCACCAGUUGUCCUUCAUGAAACUUUCACGCCAAUCAAGGAAACCUCUCCACGGCCCGGAACUAUCUGUAUUGAUUUGGGUCAAAAUUCAUCUAUCAUGACUGAAAUUGAAGUUGAAGGGGAAACUGGAAGUGAAAUCACAGUCAGAUAUGGAGAGACAACAUAUGAAGAUGGCACGAUUUGUAUGCCUGAUCCAUUAUUCAAAGAAUUUGAGACGAAAGUGUACUCGAAAUUCAUCUUGGCUGGAACAGGUGGUGUACGCAAUGCGAAAGAUACGGAAUCGAAAUUGCCACUGCUGCAUUCUGUCUGCGGUAGACACGUAUCGUCCGCUUCUUCAAGAUUGGGAACCAUGAAAACCGACAAAGAAGACGUCAAUGCUCUUCUCUCGGCAUUGAAGUGGACUUUCUCGAGUAACCUCUUCAGUUACCACACCGAUUGCCCUCAAAUUGAAAAGUUUGCAUGGCUGGAAGUAACUCAUCUUCUAGCACCAACUACACAAUAUAUGUGGAACAUGGAAUCUCUUUACACAAACAUACUAGACGACAUUCUGGAUGCCCAAGAGCGAUCAGGUCUCAUCCCUACCAUGGCGCCUGAAAUGACAUAUAUGUGUGGUCCCUUACACGAUACAAUCACCUGGGGCUGUGCACUAAUCCUCAUCCCCGAUAUUCUCCAACGCUAUUAUGGAACCACGAAAUCCAUUGCCAAGAUGUACCGAGCAGGCGAACGAUACAUGGCCUAUAUAAAAGGCAAAGAGCGAUUUGGUGGACUAAUCGAACAUGGUCUUGGAGAUUGGGGCCGAGGAAUCGCGCAUGGAAAUGCACAAGCAAUAUUGAAACAGCUAUUUAUCAUGAACCACAAGAAAAAGAGUUGGGAGAAAGAAGCAAAGAGAAUUUACGAUGUGUAUAAUCAACACUUAUUAGUGACAAAUGAUCCAUCUCGUCCUCACGCUUACUACACAUCCCGGGACGACUAUCCUAACCGCGAUUGCGACGCCGUAUGUCAAGCCCUCGCUCUCCAAUUUAAUAUGGUUCCUGAAGCGCAUAUCUCUGCCGUCCAAGCAUCUUUUCUUUCCGACGUCUCGGAUGGUAAAUUGCGCUCUGGAGAAAUCGGUCUGAGGCAUCUCUUUAACACGCUUGGAGAUCUCGGAAGAACUGAUCUAGUGUUGCAAAUGGCGAGACAAGAAGAACAUCCUAGUUAUAUGCGCUUCUUACGUAGGGGAGAAACCACUCUUCUUGAGUUUUGGCAGGAUGAAUGCAGGAGUAAAUGCCAUGAUAUGUUGGGAAGUAUUUUGGAGUGGUUUUAUGUCUAUGUCUUGGGGUUGAAGGUUGGGAUAAGGGAUGGAGAACUUUCACUGUGGCUCCCGCUUACCAUAGCGAGUUUGGUACUGUGGAAGGGGAGUUUGAGAGCCCUUACGGGAUGA
This is a messenger RNA of Botrytis byssoidea, 2154 nucleotides long. RefSeq lists its product as uncharacterized. Lineage: Eukaryota; Fungi; Ascomycota; Leotiomycetes; Helotiales; Sclerotiniaceae. The coding region runs from base 1 to 2154 and encodes 717 amino acids. The transcript has 5 exons. The record is from RefSeq and is a predicted model, not a curated record. Gene Ontology annotation, biological process: carbohydrate metabolic process.